GUUGGACAACGCCAUUCUAAUCUACGCCCCCCCGAAUAGGUCGACACAGGGUCUAGUCCGGUGCCACAGGAGACGGCGAGGUGCAACGAGAAGAGGGUUGAUGUCCAUCCGCGCUGCCAUUUCGUGACAGACAUCUCCACCCUCGCGGCAGGAUCACCCUCGUCAUCUCGGACAACUCGACGCGCUUCCCGUCACGCAAUAUCGCGUACACUACCUACCUCCAAUCCUCCAACACCCUACUACUCCUUGAUGAACGACUCGACGACGCUCUUUCAAAAGGUCGCACGACGUACAUGCCAAAUGCCAUGAUCGCACACACCACCGCCGCCACCAACUCCCUCCGCGGUGGAAUUACCCUUGUCCCUGCGUGACCAACCAUUGAUCAUGUUCAAGAAACGUCGCAAGGAUGCCGCCGGCCUUCCCGUGUCGCCUGCAGCGCCCUCACAUCCCGGCCAUGUCGCAUCCCCUUCGCCUUCCGCCGCAACCUCGCCGCACAAUGCGCGAGAUGUCUCGAGUCCCGGCCAAGGCUUCGACUUCGAUCUUCCCUCUCCCUCCUUUGCCCACGACGGCAGACCGCAGACGAGCGACGGCAUUGCGUCGAGAAAGGGAAGCGUCAGUCCUAAGCCACCCGUCUUGCCCGACAUUGUACGGGUCAGCAGUCAGCGGGAGACUGGCCUGAUGAAUUUCGGCGAGCUCAUGGGCAGCUUGGAGGAACCGGGAGCAAUAGUUGGGGAAACACACAUGAAGGUGGGCAAGGAUGCAUCUGUCCAGCCCGGAAGCAGACCCGCCGCGAACCGGAACGUCUCAGCACCCUUGAGGCCAUCUGGUCCUCGACCCGAGCCUUGGAGUAAGCCAACCCCGUCCGAAGCUCUGCAAAUGGAGCCGAGUCUGUUCCCAUUGAAGACCCCACCACCACCGCUCGACACCGACCUGCCCAUGGGUCGCGCAUUCGUCGAUGCGCGGGACAAGCCCUACGGCCGACCUCCGUUCCGGCCUCAACUGCAAACCACAACCAGCUCCCCCGACCUGCGAUCGCAAAUGCGUCCUCAAACUGCCGAUCCUUCUACCACAAGUCCAAUUUCUGCCAGGCCAGCCGACCCGAAUGCGCGAAUAGGUCCAAUGCAUUCUGCAGGCACCCCGUUGGAGCGGCCACCGUCGAGUGCUCCGACUAAUUACAGCGGCACGACUGCGAGAAGCAAAUUCUCGUCCAGGUCAACGGCCGCGGGGUCUGAUGCCUUUGUUCCUACCAUAGGAACCCCCUACACAAACACCUCGUCAUCCUUCCCACUGCCGCAACAUGUCGCUACCCGGCCAAAGAACUUGGGAGGUACCUCUACCUUGGGCGGCGUCGACGUACCCACACACCACUCCUCCUCGUCCCCCGUCGUCAAGGUAGAGAAACGCAAGACGAAACUCCUCAACCCCAUGGCCCUUCUUUCUCGCCGGCGAACUGGUCAAGAUGACGAGGCUCUGGCUGGUGUCCGAGCCGCCCAGGCCCAAGCCCUGCAAAGGCAAAAGAAUGUCGUCACUCGCGGCAUCGACAACCUCCCAGAGGGGUUUGAUCCUCGAAUCCGAGGCAAGGUCGUCCAUGACUUCUCCGCCCCGCGCGAGCCCCGGCGCAUGUUCUCCUAUAACGAUGCUCUGGAUCCGUGGGGUGAGAUGCAGCGGCGGAAUAGAGGAAUGCAGGAGCCCUUCACUCACUCAUCGCCGGACCAGCGACAUGUUUCGGAAAGCAGUCCGGGACGAAGUGUGCACACGCCAAUGUUUAAAGAGCAUCUCUCUGACAACGGGCAGGAUGCUUCAUCUGCUGCCGCCGUUCAGGCCGAGAGGCUUGAGAACAAAGCGUUUCUCAACCGCGCCGGCCAAUUUUCGCCGCCAGGAGCCUUUCCACUUUUCACAAGGAAGAAUCAGGAUGUAGCGCCGCACGGUGCAGACAAUCGUGUCUCGGGAGAUCUCCCACUGCCAGGGCGAAGGGAGGCGGAACGCGACUCGCAUAUGAGUGCAGCAAGCAGCGGCGUCAGUCCUAUCACUCAACGAAGUAGCGCAGUCGCUGUUACGGAUGCCACACGGCAAAGCAUCAGCAGUGCCGUCAGCCCCAUCACCAAUCGCAGCAGUGCUGUGGCUGGGACGGCUACAGACAUCACCGGGGCAAGUUCGAGUCCUGUCUCGCCGGCGACGUCCGAUCGCUAUGGCCUUCCCCUUCCACGAACAGACUCGAGGCCAGCUUCAGAAGUCAGCAAAGGCUCUCUCGAGGGCGGCAGACCGAAAGCACCUGCAGAAGGAAGUAGACUCAGCGGCGCUGAUGGCAAACCUCUCGGCUCAGAGUCCGCGGCGGAAGAGAGCAUCAACUCGAAUUCAUGGCAUGUCACCGCCAUAUCACCCAUAGUGGAAGAACAAACGCCAAAGCUCGGCAAUGGCUUCACUCCUCUGCCAACGCAACCGCCCCCCGUAACUCGACAAAUGUCGGACGAAAGAUCGAUAUCCAAUUCUUCGAAUGUGUCGUCUCCCCUGCCAACCCCCGAUGCACAGACAUCCGAGGACGCUCCGCGACUGGUGCAAAAGCGAUCCGACGCUGUUGGCCACACGAAUCGAAACGUCUCCGGCGCGAAGCCCAAACACCGUGUCUCUAACGCGUCACGGUUCUCGUUCCAAUUCGGUGGCGAGAGCGCGGCAGAAGAGCUCGCUUUGGAGGAGAAGGCGCGCAGGCUCGGCGUCUCGCCACGAACUCCACAAGUCGCCAGCAGUCCUCCGGCAGACGAUCUUGACGAUGACUAUUUUGACGAGGAUGCCAUGAAUGACAUGGACGAGAUGGAAUUUGAGGCCCAGCGAGAAGGUGAGAUCGGAGGUCUCGACGACUUCGCCACCCCAGUUGCCCCAGCUAUCCAAGAGUCCCCGACUUUCCUCAUGGCCAACGCGCGGAAGCAGCUCCAGAUUGAUGACGAGUCGGAUGGUGUCAGCGAAGUAGACUCGGCCGAUGAAACCCCCUACUGGAUGCACGACGACUUCCGAAGCUACACUCACACCCGGGAGCCGUCGGCGGUCGACGGACCGGCGAAUGUCCCCUCCUCUACCAGUCCUGGCAAGCUCAAGCUCAAUACCAACCUCACCCCUGGUGGGAACGCAUUUUACAUGCAUCCCCAGGCGGCCUUCGGCCAUGCUGAGAGUCACGCUCCACCGCAGCGACCUGCCCUGCCGCAUCGUGACAGUGGCAAUAGCGAGCGGAAUCGUGCUGCGUCCGGACUCAGCUUCGGGGCAGGGACACAGUCAUCUACCGUGAGUCCCGGGCCCGUAGGACAUAGCAGCUCAAUCGCGAGCGGCUCGACGGAAGCCACUGGGCUCGGUUUGAGCGGCUUGGGCGGCUUCAAAUUCGUGGAUACGCCCGACGUCAGCCGACCAGUAUCCCUCGAAGCCCAGCAGAAGCUCAAUCACUACGGUCGGAAAGCGAGCCCCGGAACCUUCCCCCAGGAUGCGACGUUUGUGGAUUCCGGCGUUGGCUAUGCGCAGGACCACGACAGCGAUGAUCAUUACGAACUCGACGACAUGUAUUUUGACGACGGCGGGUUCGAAUCGGACAUGAAUGAGCAAAGUCAUCCGGGAGCGACCGUGGACGAGGCGGACUUCGACGAUGAUGGUUUCUUAGACCCGAAUAAUCGGAUGGCCCGCUACAAGCACUCUUAUGCGCAGAAGCCUGUGCGCGGUGGAUUCGAACUUCCUGCUCUGGGUGGCGACGGCCCGUAUCCAUCAUUUGCGCGCCCCAACUCUGCUAGGACCAGAUCACAAGACUCGCAGAUGCUGCUACAGGACCUGCCAUUGCUUGCAACCGUGGACCCGAAACUGAUCCCUCGUCGCAAUCCGUCCGAAGAUGCGAAGAGACUGGGGUUGAGCAGUAGGGCGCCUCCUCUGCCGGCUAUGCCGGGGUUGAGUGCGGAUGGAACGGCCAAGAAAUUACAGGCGUAUCAUGCUACGCUUGCGGAUGCCGCCAACAAGGCUUUUGCCGAGGGCCGAUUCAUGAGGAUGCCGAGUACGUCGACGACGAAGAGCGUGCCUGAAGAUGCAAUGUCCGGUGCGGACAAUCCGACUCGCGGUAUCGAAAAUGAGGACGAGACUGGGUGGAAUGGGACCUAUCCCGUUGCUAGAAGCGAUUCGAAGAAAGCACCGGAAUAUCAACUCCCGCCCAAGCUCAAUUUCGACUUUGGCUUUGGCAACGUCAAUCUCGACGACUCCCUUUUGAUGGACGACGGCUUUGACGGCGAAAGCGACGACGAUAUUGUUGCCGCCGCCAACGCCGAAGCACUCGCGAACGAUGACGACGGCUUCUACGGGCAAGAGUUCGGCUUCUACGCUAACGCAAGACCCAACUCGAGCGAAGUGCAAGCCAUCAACGGCGGCUUCUUCGGCGCAGACGGCGAUGAUGGACUUCAGCGGCAGAAGAGCCUCAAAGAGCCGAACCUGACGCCCAUCACCGAGCGCUCCGAGUUCAGCACGCGCAACAGCUUCGUCGGGCACUUCAGCCCGCUCACGCCCUUCACCCCUGGCGGAGCUAGGUUUUCCGCCUCGCAUUGGGAGCAGAAUGAAGUGACGACGUUCGACCAGCUGCGCAGACUCAAAGCCAGCGCUUUCGGCGGCAGCAAUGCCAGCUUGCACAGUGACGGCAGCGGCCUGCAAAUCAACUACGCCGGCAGCAGUGCGCCCGUCAGCGCGCGCUCGCCCAUCACGCCCUCGGCGUCCUUUGGUGGCGCCCCGCCCAUGGCAUACGGCUACAGCACCGACAGCUCCGGCUCCAGCAAUCCAGGCAGCGCGCACCCGCCUCCAGCAGCCGCUUUCCAGCAUCACAACGAAAGCCCGCACUCUGCUACUAUGCCCUACGUCCCGGAGAUGGAGCCUACGCCCAAACGUGCGCCGGCUGCAGCGGAUUUGCCUACCACCCCGGGCACCACUACCGCCCGCCGCUUCCCCGGCAAAGUGCAGUCGCAUUCGCGCCAGAGCAGUGGGGCGGAUUCGGUGACUUAUGUUAGGGAACAGGCGCCGGAUGGGCAGGGGCCGCCUAGGUGGGUGUUGGAGAAGAGGAGGACGAGCGAGGCUGGGCAGUUGGAGGUGUUUUCUAGGGAAGUAUUGGAGGGAUGGGCGGUUUGAUGGGUUGGGGACGCGACUUGACGCUCGUAUCUGGUGUUUUAGCGUUGGUGUUGGGGCUUUUGGAUAGCUAUACUGUUCGUCGAAUCAUGGAAUAUUCUUAUUGGAACUCAUGCAAUGCGCGUCUCUGCGUAUUUACUACAGAGAGUGGACGGAUACCUUACCUUAUGAAUGCAUGGACAAUCGCCCCCUGUCAAGCUUGUCCCGAUGCGGCAAGUCGCG
Messenger RNA from Neohortaea acidophila, 5352 nucleotides. RefSeq lists its product as uncharacterized. The coding region runs from base 385 to 5133 and encodes 1582 amino acids. NCBI's taxonomy places the organism in Eukaryota, Fungi, Ascomycota, Dothideomycetes, Mycosphaerellales, Teratosphaeriaceae. The transcript has a single exon. The record is from RefSeq and is a predicted model, not a curated record.